GCGCUGCAGCGCCACCUGGCCGCCCGCGGGCAGGAGCUGGGCCAGCGGGCCCCCGAGCUCGGCCUGGAGGUGCGGCAGACGCUGCACAAGUGCACGUGCCUGCGGAACGAGAUGCACCACUUCGCGCAGAAUAUUUACUCGUACGUGAUGUGCGAGGUGUUGGAGACCGCCUGGGCUCGGCUGCAGUCCGGUUGGCAGGAGUGCGAGGACCUGGACCAGGCUGGAGCCGCCGCUGCCACCUUCAGGGGCCCGCGCGGCCGGGAGGGUGCCACCUUCGCACCAGGACGCGGCGCACCAGCGGGCGCUGCCGCUCUCCAGGUCAUCCGGGAACACCACCGCUACCUCGCGUGCAUCGAGGAGGGUGCGUUCCUCGCCGCGAAAAGCGAGCCCAUCCUCACGGCGCUGACCGCGCUGUUCGGCUUGGCGCUGGAGUUCGCCGAGCUCCACGAGCAGGUCUGCACCUCCGCCUUCGAGGCGGUCGCGGUGCUCGGCGCCGAGCUGGACGGGCCCCUGCCGCUGGCGCGCGCGCUCGCGCAGUGCCGCGCGCAGCUGGACCAGGUCGGCGCCUCCUUCCUCAUGCGGCUGCUGGCCCUGCUGCGGGCGCUCGAGGUCCAGCCGCCCCUGCAGCACCUGCUGUCCGACCUGCGCUUCCUGCUCUGCCGCCUCGACUUCAACGGCCACUACGAGCAGAAGCGCACGGCGCCCUUCGCGGCUGCUCUGCUGCGGUGGGCUCCGAUGUACGCCCGGCGGAGCUCCAGCCCCGCCGUGGCCGUGCGGGUGGAGGCCUGCUCCAUGGCCGCGCCCUCCAUGGGCGGCGUGCCCACGCCCUCGCGGGCGCCGUGCGCGGCGUCCGCGUCCCCCGCGCCGGCGCCCCGGGGCCGGGCCGCCACGGACCCCGAGGCGCUGAAGGAGAGGGCCCGCCUGGAGCAGGAGCUGGAGAUGGACAGGCGCUUCUUCACGGACCCCCCGGAGGACUACGUGAGGUGCCCCACCUGCACGGUCGUGUACGCGGUCCACCAGUCGAGGCCGGUGACGCCCCAGGACAUCAUGGCAGUGGUGGCGCCCAUACUUCCGGCCUCCUACUCGAAGGAGCUGCCCAGGGCCGCGAACCUGACCCUGGAGGAGGCCAUGAGGCACAUGCACCGUUCGAGAUUCCGCUGCGCUCAGUGCGACACGGACAGACUUCUGCCGCUGCGGGGCGUCCCCGUACCACUGGGGCUGGUCCUGCGACGGCUGGCAGAAGCACCAGGCGACCGUGGACGAGGCGUGCCCCGUGGGCUCCUGCCGCUGGUGCCAGCAGCCCUGCAUGGCUAA
Prorocentrum cordatum is the source of this 1314-nucleotide messenger RNA. NCBI's taxonomy places the organism in Eukaryota, Dinophyceae, Prorocentrales, Prorocentraceae. The record is from the annotation of a GenBank genome assembly.